AUGGCAUCUCAGGCAGUGGAACCGUCUGACAGCACGCUGCUAUUCCAACAGCUGGAUAACUAUCCUUGGGCCGAAGACCAAGAGUUUCAAGGCGGACUGAGAGCUAUUCUGGGCUCCGUGCAAGAUCCGCAGCAGGUUGAACAUCUCACGUUGAGGGCAAAGUGCUACUACUAUGCCCGUAAAGCUGGAGCUGCAGUAGAUUUUGACGGAUAUAAGAACUGGGUGGAGUCUCAGAGGCAGGAAGGAGCAGCGGACAACACCAAUUACGGCACAAAUGGAGAGACAGCCUCAUCUCAGGCAGAGCAAGCAGACGGUGGCAUGGGAGACGCGCCCAAGCCCGCAAGCUUUGCUGAGAUUUGUGAUAUGAUUGCUGAGGGCAAGCCGAUUCCUGGGAUCAAAGACAUUCCUGAUACCAUACUAGAAGGGCAGGCCUCUGAUCAACAGGCGCAAGGCAGGAAGAAACCUUGGGAGAAGUCACAAAGCGCUACUGAAGACAAACCGAGCUGGAUGACCUGA
Ramularia collo-cygni is the source of this 516-nucleotide messenger RNA. RefSeq lists its product as uncharacterized. The transcript has a single exon. The record is from RefSeq and is a predicted model, not a curated record. NCBI's taxonomy places the organism in Eukaryota, Fungi, Ascomycota, Dothideomycetes, Mycosphaerellales, Mycosphaerellaceae. The coding region runs from base 1 to 516 and encodes 171 amino acids.